Hibiscus syriacus is the source of this 1048-nucleotide messenger RNA. Its product is annotated as protein RESISTANCE TO PHYTOPHTHORA 1, chloroplastic-like. The coding region runs from base 117 to 719 and encodes 200 amino acids. Gene Ontology annotation, cellular component: chloroplast. The record is from RefSeq and is a predicted model, not a curated record. Lineage: Eukaryota; Viridiplantae; Streptophyta; Magnoliopsida; Malvales; Malvaceae. Gene Ontology annotation, biological process: defense response. The transcript is spliced from 4 exons.
AGAACCGGUAUUAACUGCAAAGAUUAGCCUCGUGUUCCUUAUCUCUUUCCCUCCAUCAGUCCCAACAAUUUCUGGAUUUCAGUAACAAUUGUUUGAGAGGGUGUUGAACAUUCAACAUGUACUCGUUGAUGUCAACAACGCCUCUCUGCAACUAUGGCGUUUCAAACUUCCCUUUACCAACAUCGUCCCAUCUCAAAUACAUCAAGAACAAUAACCCCAAGUUUCUCAGCUUUAGGAAAGCCUUACAAAUCCAUGCAAAUGCAACAAACGAAGUCGAUGCUCAGACUGGAACGGUCGAGGACCUCAAAAAGGUGGUUCAAAAGACUGCUGCAACCUUUGCACCGAGGGCUUCAACAGCUACUAAAAACCCUGCUGUUCCGGGAACUGCCCUGUACACUGUUUUCGAAGUUCAAGGCUAUGUGUCGUUGCUGUUGGGUGGAGCUUUGUCUUUCAAUCUCAUAUUUCCAUCUAAUGAGCCUGAUAUUUGGAGAUUGAUGGGGAUGUGGUCCAUUUGGAUGUUCACUAUUCCUUCGCUUCGAGCUCGGGACUGUUCGAAGAACGAAAAGGAAGCUCUUAAUUAUCUGUUUCUCAUCAUCCCCCUGAUCAAUGUUAUAAUCCCUUUCUUUUGGAAGUCUUUUGCAGUUGUCUGGUCUGCAGACACUGUAGCCUUCUUUGCCAUGUAUGCAUGGAAGCUUGGAUGGCUACAUAAAACAGAGUAGGAAUUUUGUGCACCGGCCUUCACUUGGUUCAAUGGUGCUAUCAUACUUGAUUGAUUCCCAGUUUUAAAGCUCAUGAUGGAUCCGAGAUACAUGCAGAUUAUACAUAUUAAAGAGGCAGAGUGUGGUCGUUUGACCUGAGAAAGAAUUGGACUCCUCCUGAAAAUGUACUUACAAAUUCGUAUCAGUUAAUGUAUACUCUUGGAAUCUGCUCUCGGUGCUAUUUCUCUUAUUUCAUAUGAAUUUCAAGCUUGUAAGUUGUUUCUCAAGAUAUAUGUGUACACUCAAAAGUCCUUGUCAGGAAUCUAACGAUUGAAAUUUCUGAAUCUCUU